AUGCCAAAGACAAGGUUUAAUAAGAAAAAGUUCAGCUCAACAGAAACCAGAACUCCCGUUUUAGAAAUGUCUUUCGCCUCUACUCUGUACAAAACUGUCUUUAAGAGAAACUCUGUUUUCGUUGGUACCGUGUUCGCCUCUGCCUUCGUUUUCCAAGCUGCCUUCGAUACUGGUGUGACCUCUUGGUACGAAAACCACAACAAAGGUAAGUUAUGGAAAGAUAUCAAGGGUGGUAUCAUGAACGGUGGUGAAGAAGAUGAAGAAGACGAUGAAUAA
Molecule: messenger RNA, 276 nt
Organism: Kluyveromyces lactis
Lineage: Eukaryota; Fungi; Ascomycota; Saccharomycetes; Saccharomycetales; Saccharomycetaceae
Gene: QCR9
Product: ubiquinol--cytochrome-c reductase subunit 9
Exons: 2
Coding region: 1-276 (91 amino acids)
Biological process (GO): mitochondrial electron transport, ubiquinol to cytochrome c
Source: RefSeq, a predicted model, not a curated record